This is a messenger RNA of Bombus huntii, 7605 nucleotides long. RefSeq names its product stabilizer of axonemal microtubules 1-like. Gene Ontology annotation, cellular component: centriole; cytoskeleton; sperm flagellum. The record is from RefSeq and is a predicted model, not a curated record. The transcript is spliced from 10 exons. Lineage: Eukaryota; Metazoa; Arthropoda; Insecta; Hymenoptera; Apidae. Bases 5625 to 6800 code for a protein of 391 amino acids. Gene Ontology annotation, molecular function: microtubule binding. Gene Ontology annotation, biological process: microtubule anchoring.
AGGAGAAUUUAAAACAGUAUCGGUGAGAAAAAGCGAUCUUUAUUAUAUAAUAUGCCCUUUUUCAAUUCAAACGUUCUUUUUAUGCUAUAUAUAUAUGCAUGUCAGGUAUAAUAUAAGUUAUAUUAUACGUAAAGUUCUUAUUAUAUACAAAGAUGUAAUUGUUGCACGUACAUAUGUAUGUAUAUGUAUACAUAUAUAUAUAUAUAUACACAUGCAUGUACAGACAUAUAUAUACGAUAUAUAUGUUUGAUUAAUGCGAACAUGAAACUACAAUAAUUGGUUUGUAUAUCGCUCUAAACGGAAGAACUUGGAAAUAGGUUGUUGCCGGUAGUUCAUGCAAAUUUUAUCAAAAAACUCUCCAAGGGACGUACAUAUCUAUACAGGGUCAUAACGAUAAACUCAAUAGGAAUUGACAGGAAACUUAAUUACAAUAUAUACUUCAACUUAUAUAUGUAUUAUACAUAAAAAAUUCGCCUAGUAUUUACAAAAAGAACAAAAUUAAAAAAGGAAACGAAUGCCAUAUCGUUACACUGAUAAUAGAUUCGUUUCGUUUCUCGAUUCGUGAAAUAAAGUAUGUACGUAUAUAAUAGAUAACGAAGGAAUCGAAAAUAUACGAAACGUAUUAGACGAUGACUAACUCUUCCAGGAUCCUGUGAAUGAUUUCAUUCGACUUUUAUUUUCACCAUGCAUUGGUCGCUAUAACAUAACACCGUACACACUACUUUGAAGCCUAUUGUAACUAUGACGCCAUCGUCUACGUAAUAUCACAGACAAUCUUAAAAUUUACCAUGAAAUGAUAGUUAUAUCAACGGUCCGAGACAAUAUCGAUUUACAAAUGCUUCGAGAUCUCGACCAGUCACGCCGAAUGGUCGUACCGAACACAACUGUUCGGAUAUCUUGUCUUAAAUAACGCGUUCGAACGAAAAUGAUAAAUGUCUUUGGACAGCAUUUCGCAGCGAGUACGAUUCCUUUUUCCUUUAAAUCGCCUUGACGAUGUGUGCCUCUCGACGGCGUGUAAUUUCGUUCUACGGGUAAAUGAUACGUUUGCCGUAUAUUCGAUCGAAUCUGAUCCUAUCUGAACUGGAAAAUGAUAUUUUAAUUAUACGAAUGAUUUGAAUUUGUUGAUCUGCAUCGAAGACGGUGCGAUUAAGUCCAAUGAAAACUUUCAAGUAAUUUUUUAACAAAUGAUAAAACCAUAACAAAUGAUGCAGGUGAGUUGUAGAUACAAUAAUCUUAAAAAUUAAUCAAUUUUAUUGAGGGAAGGCUUUUAAUUAUUUCGGUGAUAUUCAGUUUUUUAAUUGCCUGACAAUUCGUUAUUGGAUUAUAAUAAGUUACGAAUGAAAUCAGUUUCAUAACCUGACAUAAUCUAAUGGUUAUUCAUUAACUGUUUUAUCGAUAUAACCUACAUAAUGAAGUAUCAUUCAUCACACAAUAUAUGAGAUCGUGUAAAAAAUAAUUGGGUUGUAUUAUAAAUUAGAAAGCUGUCUGCCUCUGAAAUUAUUCGUUUCUUUUUAUAAAUAUCGUACUUUGAUUAUACGUGACAUUUAACAGAAAUUCAUAGUCAAUUCAUGAAUUUACGGAAAGAGAUUUUCCGCUUGUUUUAUCUACAAAUGAUAAAUGAAUAUCAUACCGAUCGAUAUGUAUUGUUAAUUGGCAGCUCGAUCAAUCGCAAUCAUAUAUCCAUUUCAAAAUGUGACUAUUUCAAACAAUUCAAUAUAUAUUAAGGGUAUUUUAAUUUUAAUUGCAUCGAUAAUUAUCAAUUGAAUCGAUGUGAUACGCUUGGCUAAUCAUCGGGUAUUUCCGAACGAAUUCUUUACAAAAGGUAAAAAGAUGAAAGAAAAAAUAAUUCGGUGGUUCUGCUUCGUUUGUUCGAUAUUUUCUUGGUUUGUCCAACAGGAUUUCGAUAUCUACAAGGAUUCGAGAUCAGGUUCGAUUCGAUACUGAAAAGUCGUUUGAGUCUUGCAAGCGGCUGUUAUAGCGGAGGCUCGAUUUCGACCCUCUCUCACUCGACCGAAUCACCUGGAAGUUCUUUCUAACUGGUGAUCGGUAGAGCAUAACCGCGGUAGCUCGCGGUUGCCAGGUCAAAGUUAACGGUUAUUUUCACAGAGAAAGAGAAGAGGAAUCACACUAGUAUGCACAGUCCGCGUAGGUAGUCUCAUGGGAGAAACUCUCAUCUCCCUCCUCCUCCUCCUCCUCCUCCUUUUUAUUCCUCCCUGCUUCUCUUGCCUUCCGUAUUCCUCUUUCUCGUUUACUCUUCUCCUUACGGAGUUUGAUCCUCCUUCGUGUCUCCUUGUCUCCCUUGAAGCCUGCUUGGUGCACCGGCUAGAAGGAACGCCUGCGAUUGGUCACAGCUGGCUAGGAUCGAUGAUGCUGCUUGGUUGUUAGAGCCUACUGGCAACAUGGCCUCGCGCCAUAAUUCUCUGGACCCUUUUAACGCAAUACGCGCGUGUCGAUGACAUUUUGUCGUUGAUAGAACUCGACGUCUAAUCAACGUGCUAAGGUGUCCCAAUAAAUCAAGUCGUCGUACAUUUUUAAACUAUGACCUGUUUUUUUUUCUCGACACCAAUCUGGAUUAGGUCGGUCCACGACCGGUGUUGUCUCAAUUCCGUCAAUAUCUGGAUAUUUCUGGAAUCCGGAAGAGCAACUCUCUCGUUACAAACGGAUGAAAACCAGCUCUCAAAUUAUAUAUGGAAUAUGUCACACAUAGAGAGUUGAAAAUAUGUUGGGUCGAGAAGAUGCAGAAGCCGAAUAUAAUAAAUUAAUACUCUUCGUUUUGUCGAGCUUUCUUACCAAGGGAUGGAGAAGGAUCGAUCGAUUUCGCGGCUUUCGGCCGCUCGUCGUGUGAAUGACACUGGUACAUGUGACACGACGUGCUGGCUAUGUGGGAAAUCAUCCUUAGACUUCUUCCUCCUCGACGAUCGGCAGACUGCUCUGAUGCAUCAGAGGGCUCGUUCUUGCGGUGAAGGCCAUCACCCAGUAAUCGAGCUCCUUCUUGUUUUCCAUGAGAAAGGUUAACGCAAUUGGCGAAUCGAAACCUUUCUGUCUUACCAGAAAUCCUUCCUCCCCAUAACGUUCGAUCAUUGUAUUCCUCAAGUUCAACACGCCCAAAGGUCUGCACACCUUUUUCUGUGGAUAAAUUACGGCGAAAUGCUCGACACUCGUCCGGUAGACCUUCACUUGCACGCCUUGGCGAUGACCAUUCGGACUCAUCAAGGUCAUAUAACCGCUCAUGUUCUCGGUGUUCCAGCAAGAAUCCACGUUCGAGUCCUUCAGGCUCGACUGGUUGAAUUGCAGGAAGUUAGUAUGCAUCGCUACGUCGGCUGGCAUGUCGCCUUUUUUCUUUUUCUUGUUUGUAAUUUUUGUCUUUUUUGUGUUCUUCUCUAGUACUUUGAAUUGAUCGGAGGAUCAGACUUUUAUUGGGAAAGAUCUGAGAAGUUUGUAAUAAUACGUUGACGCGAAUAGAUUGGAAGAUCACACAGAGUCAACGACUCGUCUAUGUAACCUUUCUCUGCGUGCAAAGAAGAUACACUAGUACACCAACAAAUUUCGCGACACUGUUACUCACAGCGAACUGUCCGCGUGAACUUUCACCACCUCUAUUUAUACAAGGUGUAUGUUUCGAUGUAGAAUACGCAUGCGCGUCGCUACACGCGCAACACUCCCAGUAGAUGUCAUCGCAGACGAUAACUAUCGCAUAGUUAUUAUGAUUCAAAUUCGUCAGCCGAUAUUGUGACAGAAAUAAUCUGCUUACGGAAUAAUUUUAAAAUCAUACGUACGUAUAGUUCAAUAACGCGUUACAUAUUGCUCUCUGUAUUUCACGAUUCACACAACGAAAUCACAAUUCGCAAACAUUAAUUAUUUACUACAACAUGUUAUGUACAUAGUAAUGUGGAAAUUACUUACUUUUUUAUAUACUUGAGUCUUUAUUAUAACAAGCGAGAAAUCAAGUUAUUUUCCAGUCCAUUACGUUUUAAAGAAAAAUGUUAAACGUAUACAUAUCAUAUACGUUUAAUUUUAAAGAACUCCGAAGAAAUUACUCAGCAUGAGAUAGAAAAGUAAAGUUACAAUUUCACCAGUUGUGAGUUUCUUGGACAACGCACUUACCGAUUGGACAAAUCAUCGUCUUUUACAUAUAACUUAUAGUAUCAGUUAUCAACAGAAGAGGCUGCUGCAAUAAAAAUGCAGCUCUACUUUUCAGUAAUUUGACUAAAACAACAAAAACGUUCUAUAAAUUGAUAGUCAACUAAUAUUCCCAGUUAUAAACUUCGAUAUAUUUCUUUCUCUCCCAAUAUGUACGUUUUAAACAUUAAAACUGCGAACUCUGUAAUUCGUUAAAUCGUGCGUAUUCCAUAUGGUAACUAUAAGGAAAGUAAAAUUCGCGUUGAGUUUAAUCGCAUAUCAUUACUUUGCCACUGUUGUUUGCCGCCCUGUUUACACAGGGCUUUUGGCGAGUGGCCAAAUUUCUCGUGUCUCGUUUAGUUUUUGGAACGUACUUCCCGAAUUUAGAGGAGGAAGCGAAACGCUCUGGCUUCCAUACAGUGUGAAUCAGAGUUCAGAUCUCGCGUAUCCCUUUGCCAAAGAACCGGUCGGUACACUCAUCGGUAUUUAUUGAGCGUCAGGCGUCCUCGUUCAUUCUGAUAAACAAAUCAUUUUCAUUGUAAAAUCUACGCAAUCGUUCCUUCUGAACAAAUUCUUUAUUUAUUUUUUUCUCGAAUAGCAAAUUGCAAAAGCGACUUGAUUGCCUGAACCCUCUACUUUUCAAGAGUAUGGCAAAAGUGGCCUUCCGUGAAAAUUACGCAGCGGAUGUUAAUUGCCUUCCUUUGACUUUUACGUAUUAUUUCAUGAUUAAACGCUCGGGUAUCGUACGUUUAAUAGGAGAAACGAUAAAUGAUACAAGUAGCAUGUUGUAAUUUUAUACACUGACAAAUUGUACUUGUUUCCGUUGUAAAAAAGAAGCGAGAGCAAUAAUUGUACCUGAACGUUCAACAAAUUUGUCGAUGCUAGGAAUUUUUGAUUACAAAAUUUCAUCGUACAAUUUCAUUUAUAACGUAACUUAAAGAAUUAUGGCAAAUCGUUUCAUAGCCUACUAUGGUAUGAACUUUUUACAAUGCGAUAUAAUAUAAAACCACUGACUUCUGAUAUAAUCGUCCACUAUUUCUUUUUUGAUAUUAAUAUUUUUUAAUCGUUUAAUUAAAUGAAAAUAUAUUUUAUUCUUUCAGUUUCAGAAAGCAACGCUAUUUCCUAUUAUGAAAAGCCGUUAUCAUCAUGCAGAUCUGUACUAUCAAUCCGUGAGCUGAUAUAAUAUCUUAAAUAAUAAAUUGCAUUGAAAUUUAAUUUAUUGGAAAUAACGAUAUUUCUUAACAUUACAACGCAUCGUAGGCCUGAGUGCAAGCAACAACAACAACAACGACAAUCAGUUAUUGAGGAAAGAAGUAAAAUUAAGAUAAAUCACGAUGAUUGCUGUAACUGCUGCUGCUGUUGUACAACUCCACAACGUACAUGCUAUCAUUAUUGGAAAUCAGGUAUACCAAUGGAUAAUAACACUACAUACCGACUCUCCUAUUGGGAGUGCCCGAGUGCUCCUGUGGAUCCUAUCCUGCCUCGAAAUUGGUUAGCGACCGGAGAUGGUGAAAUAUCAGACGAAACAACAUAUAAAUUAUUUUGAACACUUAUGUGUGAAACCUGAAUCACCCUGUAUACCUUGUGAGAAACAAUGGCUCGGUAGAGGUCCUAUACAGGAUGUUACGACUCAAAAACAUGACUAUACGUGGAAGUCUAUACCACAAAUAGAACCUUAUAAAGCAGAGAAUAAUUUAUACUGUGCACCUGCACCGUUACUCGAUGAUACAACAUAUAAAUUAAGCUACUAUCAGUCUGGUUGUAAUCUACCUGCGCUAUCUUACGCUCCUAUAAGAAAAUAUGUUAAACCAGAUAUUCCAAUGGAAGACCAUACAACGUACAAACUUAGUUAUUGGCCAAAUGAAUCUAUGAAGGAAGAACCUUUAUGGCAGAGAAAAGAAUAUUCGCCACCUGUCGAACCGAUGGAUGGGUGCACAACUUACAAAUUAAGUUAUUGGCCACAUUCGGAAAAAAGACGUUCACCAAUCAUACUUCAGCCAACUGAUAACAUUCUAAAUGCUGGUUGUUGCACCGAGGAUAACACAACUUAUCGUCUGAGUUACUUUGGCUGUGGAGGAGAUAAGCGAACUCCUAUUCGGCAACCUAACAAUAUUCAGUUUUCGCCUUGUUCUCUAUCUUAUGAUACCGUUCAUCGAAUGAGUUUCUUGGGCAACUGGUGUGUUAAACAAGAUCCACCGAUUAUACCUUGCGAUAAACAAUUUUUAGGUAGAGGGCCCAUACAAGAGGUAACCACGCAAAAACACGAUUAUACAUGGAAGAAUAUACCAUUAGCACCAGAUGCUCGUCGCGCAGAUAACCUUGUUCCUGCGUGUACACCUAUCGAAUGUUGUACUACUUACAGACUUUCUUAUUUAGAGAAUGAUCUUAAAUCGUUAACACCUAUUCAUAAUUACGCACCAGUACGUACAUGCUGCUUACCAGAUGUUCCGAUGGAAGCAGAAACUGUCAUGCAGCUGAGUUAUCAGCCUGUGGAGUGUGCGGAUAAAGUUGAAAAACCAUGGAGUGAGAGACCUCCUUACCAACUUCCAGUCACUCCUAUGGAAGAUAAUACUACAUACAAUAAAAGGUUCUCUAUCUCACUUAAAUUGCUUGUCGAACCGCGAUCGAAGAUCCAAAUGCUUUACGAACGAUCGAACGAACAAAAAAAUAAUUUAGUUUAAAUAUAUAUUAAAAGUCGUAUUUAUGUAAAUUAUGACUAUUUUUUCAGUUACAUUCCACCUGGUACAUUGUGCCUGUAAUUCUGGCAUAUUUGCAUGCCUAUUUCAUCAGCAAAAACAUUAAGGUAAAAAUUUAGAAUACUUUAAUAGUAUAUUAUACCAUUAAGUUACAUAGAUUAUAUGUAAUAAUUAUAUGUAAAUAUGAAGAAAUGUGUUAUGUCGUAAUAUACUCUGUUAUGGUACUACUAAUUUGGCUAAACUAUCAAUACAAAGUGUAAAAGCAUAGGCAAUUAUAAUCAAAGCAUUCUACACUCUAUUAUUAGAAUACAAAUUACACGAUGAUAGGCGGAAUGUUAAAUUGUGCUACAUAUGAAGCAUCUGUUCUAUACACAGGUGAUACACAUAUACAAGAAAAUUGACAGUAUGCAUUCUUCGAAGGACAACAUCAAAGUGACUGAGAAUAAAAAUUAAGCUUGAAUGGGGUGAGUCUGAAUGUUCUACCUUUUCUUUAUAGACGUAUCUUUUGUAUCGUAAACUUACAUGUACCAUAUGAGUAGUACGACUAGUGAAGAAAGUGAAUUUUAGAAUCUAGUACAAAGAUGUGAUCGAUAUUUUAUUACGUACAAAAUAUUAUGUUGCAGGCAAGUUUUAAAAGUAAUAAAUACAGACCAUCAAAAGUAUGUUUACUUUAUUAUGCAUUCCUUAUGGAUCCUUUUACAAUUUUUAUGUCAUCAACGGGUCUGUCAUUCUUAUCAGUUUCCACUAAUCCAAUCCUUUUCACUAUUGUCAUACCAGAAUGGAUUCUUCC